AUGGUCGCAGUAUCGUUCAUAGAUUGUGGUAACUUUGUCUCCAACACCAAAGCUGGGGCAGUUUAUCGGUACCAUUUAUUGUUUAUUAUUGUCAUCUCUAACUUCUUUGCCAUCUUGAUGCAAUGCCUUUGUAUCAAAUUGGGAUCGGUCACCGGGCUUGACCUUGCGGAAAACUGUCGUCGCCAUUUCCCCAAGAAAUGGAACUGGGCCUUGUAUAUCUGUGCUGAGCUUGCGAUCAUCGCUACCGAUUUGGCGGGGGUGGUGGGCACUGCCAUUGCUUUGAACAUCUUGUUUUCCAUUCCUUUGAACUAUGGUGUAUUGUUGACGGUGUUAGAUGUCGUGGCCAUCUUAUUUUUAUACAACCCCGAGAAAUCAAUGAGACAAGUCAGGCUCUUCGAGGUGAUGAUCUCGGUGCUUGUUGUCGGUACCAUCGUGUGUUUUGUAUUGGAACUCUUCAGCCUCAGCAUUCCUGAUAAACAACCGUUGUUUUCUGGGUUCUUGCCAUCAAAAAAAUUAUUGGAAGAUGAAGCAAUAUAUUUAGGGUGCGCCAUCAUGGGGGCCACAGUGAUGCCCCAUUCUUUAUACUUGGGAUCUGCCUUAGUCCAACCAAGAUUAAAAGAAUAUGAUGCUCAACACGGCUUAUUGGAAGAUGAUGACGAGAAUACCAAUGAAAAUGAUGAGCUGUUGCAAUCCAAAUACAAACCGUCGGCGCAAGCCAUCAAGUUUUCGUUGAAAUAUUCGUAUUGGGAACUCAUUAUCUGUUUGUUUGUCGUCGCGACAUUUGUCAAUUGUGCCAUAUUGAUCGUUGCUGCAGCAGCAUUGUACGGGACACCUGAGGCAGAAGAUGCUGAUUUGAUCUCAAUUUACAAAUUACUAUCAUUCUACGUUUCCCGUGGCGCAGGGUUGAUCUUUGUGUUAUCAUUGUUGUUUUCUGGCCAAGCGUCAGGGUUGGUGGUGACGAUCUCUGGGCAAGUGGUAUCUGAAGGGUUUAUCCACUGGAAAUUUACUCCAUGGGUCAGAAGACUUGUGACCAGAUUAAUCUCUAUUGUCCCGUGUAUCCUCGUCACUUAUAGCUCUGGUUCUGCGGGUAUUGGUGAUAUUCUAAAUGCCAGCCAGGUGUUUCUUUCAUUGGUGCUCCCGGUGUGUUCGGCGCCAUUAAUUUAUUUUACUUGCCACAAAACAAUAAUGAAGGUUAGAAGUGGGAAAUUCCUGGCAAACCAAGCCAACUACGGGUCGAAUGAUAAUGAAGAACCGUUGUUAUUUCAAAAAGAUAUUGAUUACUCCAACAGCACGUUGUUGGCAACCCUUGCAGUGACUGCCUGGGUGACGGUAGCGAUAUUGAACAUGGCCAAUAUCAUGUUUAUUUUAAAAGGAUUGGCAUGA
Molecule: messenger RNA, 1383 nt
Organism: Saccharomycopsis crataegensis
Lineage: Eukaryota; Fungi; Ascomycota; Saccharomycetes; Ascoideales; Saccharomycopsidaceae
Gene: SMF3
Product: putative divalent metal ion transporter SMF3
Exons: 1
Coding region: 1-1383 (460 amino acids)
Biological process (GO): iron ion transport; intracellular manganese ion homeostasis
Cellular component (GO): plasma membrane
Molecular function (GO): manganese ion transmembrane transporter activity; cadmium ion transmembrane transporter activity
Source: RefSeq, a predicted model, not a curated record